Molecule: messenger RNA, 753 nt
Organism: Purpureocillium lilacinum
Lineage: Eukaryota; Fungi; Ascomycota; Sordariomycetes; Hypocreales; Ophiocordycipitaceae
Source: RefSeq, a predicted model, not a curated record
AUGGACGGAAUCCGAGAGAUUUAUCAGGCCAGCCGAGGCCCUGAGCUUGGAACGUUCGGUGGUACCGUCUUGUCUUCCGUGUUCUUGCAGCAGUCGGAGAAGUGGGAACCGUUGACGCUGCUGCACAUGAGCAGAGCAAUCGUGCUGGUGCACGAUUACAUCAACGCCUUGCUUGAAAUCCUUUGCCCUGAGGAAGAGGUGUGUGCGCAGCUCUGGCAGGGUUUCCUUGUGGACCGUCUGGUGCAGCAGUACCGCCAGGCGAUCUCCCACGCGCGCUUCUUGCUCGGCGUCGAGAGGAACCAGCCGGCGACCUUCAACCACUACUUCAACGACAUCUUGCAGAAGAAGCGCAGCGAUCGCUUCACAAGCGCGAUGGAGAAGCUGGCUGUCAACUGCACCAAGAACGACGGCACGAGCUCCAAAUACGUCCCGGUCAACCAGCUGCGCAACGGCGCAGAGAACAAGGACAACGAGGAGCAGGUGUGCGAGGACGUGCUCGACACGUUCACCAGCUACUACAAGGUGGCGCGGAAGCGCUUUGUCGACGUCGUCUACCAGCAGGCCAUCUGGCACUACCUGUUGGCGGACCCUGAGGGUCCGCUCAAGGUGUUCGACACGGACAUGGUGAUGCGGCUCACCGACGAGCAGUUGGAGGAGAUUGCGGGUGAGGACGAAGAGUCAAAGCAGCAGCGCGCCACUCUGUCCCGAGAGGUUGAGAGCCUCAAGGCUGCGCUUAAAGUCCUUCGGUCUUGA